Galleria mellonella (greater wax moth) is the source of this 2353-nucleotide messenger RNA. RefSeq names its product ralA-binding protein 1 (gene Rlip). The transcript has 10 exons. Gene Ontology annotation, molecular function: GTPase activator activity; small GTPase binding. NCBI's taxonomy places the organism in Eukaryota, Metazoa, Arthropoda, Insecta, Lepidoptera, Pyralidae. The coding region runs from base 176 to 2260 and encodes 694 amino acids. Gene Ontology annotation, biological process: small GTPase-mediated signal transduction. The record is from RefSeq and is a predicted model, not a curated record.
AAAAAAAACAAUAAGAAAUGAGUGAAGUCAAUCAAUAUAAAAAAUCAACUUUUGUUUUUUAUAAAUAAAUAUUUAAUAUUUAUCAGUUCAGUUUGCAUUAAAAAUUGUAGAAACUAUUUAUUAUUUGGCAUUUAACACAUAAUUGUGGUUAAUUUUAUCAUUAUCAAACACCAUAAUGGAUUUCGAAAGUCCAGACGUUGAAAAAGAUUUUCCUGGAUUAUAUGCCUCGGAAGCAGGACGUAAAAGCAAUGAAAGUGACUUCAGUGAUGGAGGUGAUCAUGAGAAGCCAAGCAAAAAGGAUUUAUUGGGACGCCGUAAGGACAAAAAAGAAUCUAAAAAGGAUAGAGGUUAUGCUGCACUAGAAGGAGAAAGCUCACCAGAAGAGGAUACCGAUACUAAAAGUCCUUCUAAAUCGAAAAAGACAAAAUCUUUCAAGUUCCCAACUAAAAGUAAAGAAAAACGCGAAAAAUCGCGUGAUAAGGAGAAAGUGCUAGAAGAUGCGGCAAAACAAAAAGAACAAAAUGAAAAGGAAAGGAAAAAAGAAAAAGAAAAGGAGAAGGAAAAAGAAAGAGAAAAGAAGGAAAAGGAGAGGAAAGAAAAGGAAAAACGUGAGAAGAUGAAGGAGAAAGAUAAGGAAAAAGAAGAAAAAGCUAAAUUCAAAUUGGAAUCAAAGGAGAAACUGAAGGAUGAGAAGAAAGAGAAAACAAAAGACAAAGAAAAGGAAAAAGUAAAAGAGAAGGAAAAGGAGAAGGUGAAGGAGAAGGACAAGGAUAAGAAGGAUAAGAAAUUGACUAAAGUGCCAUCCACAGUGACCUCUGGUGUUCCAUUUGAGGAAAUAUUUACUUUGGGCGUGGCGCUCCCGAUCUUCGGCGUUCCCCUGCACCAGUCGGUGGAGCGGUCGAGAUGUCACGACGAUACCGGCCUGCCGCUUAUUGUACGUGACAGUAUCGAUUUCCUGCAGGCGCAUGGUAUCAAGUCGAACCAGAUUUACCGAGCGGAGCCCGACAAGAUAAAGCUGCAGCAACUGCGCAAACUGUUCACGGACCGCGGGCCGACGUUCCCGUACCACUGGGACGUGCCCGUCGCUUGUGCUAUGCUCAAGGCAUUCAUUAGUGAACUACCAGAAUCGAUAUUAACACAAGAGCUACACGGACAGUUUGAGCAAGCGACCGCAAUGGCCGAGCCACAACGCGAAGCCACCAUCAUAUCUCUGUUAGGGAAACUGCCUGCCUGCAACCAUAACCUAGUCGGGUGGCUGAUGAGGCACUUCGAGAGUGUAGUGACUAAUGAACAGGUGAACCAUGUGAAUAUACAAACCAUAUCGAGUGUGAUGGGUCCGGCUCUGAACAUGUCGUUGAACCUGCUCACAUACUUCAUCACCAAAGCUGAAAAACUGUUCCCAGAUGUACAGCUCACCAAAUAUGUUCCGCCACUGCAAGCCCUGCCGGCGGACUUCCCGCAGUCCGCCGCCGAGAUGAGCGCGGAACUCCGCAAGCAGGAGUCGCUACUGAGUCAGAUCCACGCAGAGAUGCACGCCGGCUUCAUCACGCAGGCUCGCGACCAGCAACUGUGGGAGGCGCAGCGAAUAGUCACACAGCUCAAGAGGAAACUGAGGACAGUCCAGAAAUCUGUGGAACCGAACUCUCUGCCGCCGCAACCGUCAGUCGAUGACAAAACAGAAGAAGAUAUUGUAAGACGAAAUUCACAACCAAACGACGCACACCUUGAAGAAAUUAAAACUCAUUCAGUGAAAACCCCAUCUACCGACGCAUUCCAAGAUAUAAAAGAAUCACCACAACUACCGGAUCCGAAGUUCGAAGCGGAAUUCGAAGAUAAUUUCGAUUUCAAAAUGGAAAAAGAGAAGGAAACCCUCGCAGAAGACCCGCCUCCAUCAGAACCUGUCAUCGAAAAGCCAAAACUUACAGAGAAAGAGGUAAAACUUCUCAGACUUCAAUUGGAGAAUGCUGAGUAUUUGCAGCUAAAAUCACUGUUGCAAGCGAAAAUAAACUCUGAGCAGUUCGAAAUAGUGAAGCUUAGGAGUCAAGAGAAAGUCGCUUUAAAGAAGCAGGAAGGAGUCUGUAAGGAAAAUAAAGAGAAUCACACACCAGAAGAUCAGGAAUUGAAGCAAAGACUGAUAAAGGAGAAUGCCAUGUUGGAGCAGAAAAGACUGAGCUUAAUCAAUCAAAUAUUCCAAGAGAGGGUGGCGUGUGUGCAAUUGAAAAUAGAAUUAGCCAUGAAAGAAGUAUUGUCGAAGUCUUAAUUAUAAAUAUAGUAUUUAUUUUUGUUGACACAACUAAUAUAUUAUUGUGAUCUGUAUUUUAGCUUUAAGAUGAUUAAAGAAGUCUGAAACAUU